Cutaneotrichosporon cavernicola is the source of this 1419-nucleotide messenger RNA. RefSeq lists its product as uncharacterized. The transcript is spliced from 3 exons. The record is from RefSeq and is a predicted model, not a curated record. Lineage: Eukaryota; Fungi; Basidiomycota; Tremellomycetes; Trichosporonales; Trichosporonaceae. Bases 1 to 1419 code for a protein of 472 amino acids. Gene Ontology annotation, molecular function: hydrolase activity, acting on carbon-nitrogen (but not peptide) bonds.
AUGAGCAAGGUGGACGAUUUCGAAAUGGUCGACGACGGUCCGAAGGGGCCAUACGAGUGGACGCCACCUCACUGGGUCCCGUACCCCGUUCCCUUGGACUAUGAUAUCUUCGCUGCGCCCUGGAUACGUCCAGAGCAAGUGCCCAUGAGCUUUCUCGGCGUCAACGUCAUUUGCACCGAGCACCUCAAGGUGCAGGAGAACAUGACCGUCCGGAUUCGCAAGGGCGUUGUUGAGAGCGUCGAAAAGACAAAGCCCUCGGACAUGCAGGAGGCAGGGUACAGUACAAUCGACGCCAAAGGGCUGUACAUGUGCCCAGGCCUGAUUGACUGCCACACGCACAUCACCGCGACGCCGGGGCAGACCAUGACCUCGCUUACCGGCACCAGUGAAACCGACACGGCGCUCAAGACCGCCUACGUACUCCGUGGCAUGCUCUCCCGUGGUUUCACGACGGUGCGUGACGUCGGUGGCGCCAACCGGCACUUGAAGAACGCAACUGCGGACUGGCUCAUUCCUGGCCCACGCAUUUUUCAAGGCGGGCCGAUCAUGUCCCAGACCGGCGGACACGGCGACAUGUCGUCGCAGGACAGUCAGAUCGGGUGCUGCCAGAUCACGCCGUGGGGCCACGGUCCGCAGCUGAGCGCGGUCGCGGACGGCGUGGACGCGUGCCUCAAAACGGCACGCAAAAUCAUGCAAAUGGGGGCGGACCACAUCAAGAUCUGCUCCUCCGGUGGCGUUGCAUCCCCGACCGACAGGCUCGAGAGUACACAGUUCACUGUGCCCGAAAUCCGCGCUAUCUGCGACACAGUGCGCAUGAUGGGCGGCAGGUUGGUGACGGCCCACUGCUUCACAACCGAAGGGGCGCGUAACGCCAUCGAGGGAGGCAUCGGGGGCAUCGAGCAUGGCAACCUCAUCGAUGAAGACACUCUCAAGCUCAUGGUCAAGAAGGGCAUUCACCUCACCCCCACGCUGAUUGUGUGCGACCUCCUCAGCCGGCCGCCGUACAAUGCUAUCAUCCCACCCGCAUCGCGUGAGAAACUCACUCAUGUCCAGGAGAUGGGCUUUGUCACUCUCAAGAAGGCCCACGACCUGGGCGUCAACAUCGCAUUCGGCACGGACGCAUUCAGCUCAAUGCAGCCACUCCAGCUGUCCGAGUUUGAGCUGCGCAAACGCGUCCUCUCAUCCCCCGUCGUCCUGAGGCAGGCGACUUUCAACGGUGCAAAGGUGCUCGGGAUGGAGGGCAAGGUCGGGGUGGUCGCCAAGGGCGCGUUCGCGGACCUCAUACUCCUCUCAGCCAACCCGCUCGAGGAUGUGGCCAUCUUCAAUCACCCCCACAAGUACCUCCAUGCGGUCGUCAAAGACGGCCGCUGCGUCAGUUCCAAGAUCAAGGACUUGCGGGUCGAGGUGCCGUUGAUGUAG